Messenger RNA from Pisolithus orientalis, 1254 nucleotides. RefSeq names its product chaperonin 10-like protein. Bases 90 to 1241 code for a protein of 383 amino acids. NCBI's taxonomy places the organism in Eukaryota, Fungi, Basidiomycota, Agaricomycetes, Boletales, Pisolithaceae. The transcript is spliced from 10 exons. Gene Ontology annotation, molecular function: zinc ion binding; L-iditol 2-dehydrogenase (NAD+) activity. The record is from RefSeq and is a predicted model, not a curated record. Gene Ontology annotation, biological process: D-sorbitol catabolic process.
CUCAGAAUCCCCGGAUCAUACCCCGCGUGGGCUGGCAUGCUUAAUACCCGCGUGCGCUAUCUACCCCAAGAUCUCCUCACGUCGAUAUCAUGCCAGACGGUGGUUUCGCAGACACUUACAGUCCCCGCAAGGUCCUUGAUGACCCUUCUUUCCGAAUCCUAGGCCCAAGCGAGAAGCCACCGUGCGAUGCCAAUAUCGCCGCGUUCUAUAACCCUAAUCAUGAGAUUCAUCUGGUCGAAAAGCCACGACCAAAGCCUGGUCCUGGACAAGUUUUGGUUCAUGUUCGUGCGACGGGAAUUUGUGGGAGCGACGUGCACUUCUGGAAGGAAGGUCGUAUUGGGGACUCAAUGAUCGUCACAGACGAAUGCGGAUCUGGUCACGAAUCAGCUGGGGAAGUUGUCGAGGUAGGUGAGGGUGUGACCACCUGGAAAGUAGGUGACCGCGUUGCUAUCGAGGCGGGGGUGCCCUGCUCGAAACCGUCUUGUGACUAUUGUCGCGUUGGAAGAUAUAACGCAUGCCUAGAUGUCGUAUUCUUUUCCACUCCCCCCUUCCAUGGAACCCUUACCAGGUGGCACUUGCACCCUGCAGAGUGGCUACAUCGUCUUCCCGACUCGGUAUCCUUUGAAGAAGGUGCUCUGUGCGAGCCCUUGGCGGUAGCCCUGGCCGGAAUCGACCGAUGUGGUUUGCGUCUCGGAGAUCCCACUCUCGUCUGUGGCGCGGGACCCAUUGGACUGGUAUCCCUUCUCUCUGCGCGAGCGGCAGGAGCGGAACCGAUUGUCAUAACUGACAUCGUCCAGAGUCGCCUUGACUUUGCGAGGAAGUUGGUGCCUGGCGUACGCACAGUCCUCAUCGAGCGUGGGUCGACCCCGAAGGAGUCUGCGGAAAAGAUCAAGGUAGCUGCUGAAGGACCGUUGAAAUUUGCCGUAGAAUGCACCGGCAUCGAAAGCAGUAUCCACACUGCCAUCUAUUCCAUGCAAUUCGGUGGUAAGGUAUUCAUCAUAGGGGUUGGAAAGGACCAACAAAUGUUUCCCUUUAUGCAUCUCUCCGCGAACGAGAUUGAUGUCAGCUUCCAGUACCGAUAUGCUAAUCAGUACCCAAAGGCCAUUAGGCUAGUAGCUGGAGGUCUUAUUAAUGUCAAGCCUUUAGUCACCCAUCGUUUCAAGCUUGAAGAGGCCGUGGAGGCUUUCCAUGUCGCUGCUGAUCCCGCACAGGGAGCCAUCAAAGUUCAGAUUCUUGAUUAAAUACCCUCUGGGA